CAGCGCGGGGGUCCCUGCCGGCCAUGUGCCCCCCGGGCCGGCCGGGGGGGCCGCCGGGGGACGGGGGGCUCCGCUGAGCCCCAGCCAUGGGGCCGCGCCGCUGGCCGCUGCUCUGGGGCGUCCACGCGGUGCUGGUCCACGUCACGGUGCUCACGGCGGGGCAGCGCCCGCAGGAGAGACCCCCGUGGCCGGCAGGGUGGUCUCCGGGCGCCUCGUCCUCGUGGGCACCCACGCUGGAGCCGGGAGCGCCGGGGGACGCCGAGGGCUCGGCGGCAGCGCUGGCGUUCCUGCAAACGGGCGAUGCCCAGCGCCUGGCCCGGGCCAACUGCAGCGGGGGGGUCGCAGCGGGACCCCCCGGUCCGGGGCCCCCCCCGGCCCUGCGAGCCGCCCUCCGGGCCGCCCCCGAGGCGCUGGCACACACCGCCAACUUCCUCAACAUGCUCUUCCAGACCAACGACAUCCGCGAGGCCAGCGUGGCCGAGGACGUGGAGUGGUACCAGGCGCUGGUCCGCAGCCUGGCCGAGGGGCACCCGUGGGUGCGCCGGGCGGUGCUGGCCCUCGACGCCCACCCGCUGGCCCCCAAGCCCCGGCUGAUGCUCCAGGCCACCAAGGGGGACGGGCAGAUCCUGCUGCAGGACGUGUCGGCCUCCGCCCCCAGCCUGGGCAACCUCAGCUGGGACAACGAGUGGUUCAACGCCCUCAAGUCCCAGCGGACCCCCCAGCUCCGCAAGCGCGUGCUCAGCAACGACCUCCGCAGCAUGGAGACCCCCAAGUGGCAGCGGGGGGACAGCUACGUGGGGGACCCGGGCCACGUGAGGUGGUCGCCGCCAUUCCUGGAGUGCCGGGACGGCAGGUUCCUGCCCGCCUGGGCGGUCACGCUCUCCUCCGCCUUCUACGGGCUCAAACCGGACCUCAGCCCCGAGUUCAAGGGUGUGGUGCGGGUGGACGUGGAGCUGCGGGAUGUGGCCAUCGACCAGUGCGCCAGUGGGCCGGGCUGGUUCUCGGACACGCAUCGCUGUGACCUCAACAGCACCCAGUGUGUCCCCCAGGAGAGCCGUGGCUUCGUCCUCGGGAGGUACCUGUGCCGGUGCAAGCCGGGCUUUUACGGGGCCGGUGGAGUGGCCAGCAGUGCCUGGGCAGGGUCGGACGGGGGGUCCCGCCUGGCGUGCUGGCCCUGCCGCCCGGGCUGUGCCACCUGCGAGGACGACAGGCCGUGCCUGAUCCAGGAGGACCCGGUGCUGCGGGCGGCCGUGCUGUCGUGCCAGACCUGCUGCAUGCUGGCCAUCUUCCUCAGCAUGCUCAUCUCCUACCACUUCAGGCGGAGCAAGAGGAUCCGGGCGUCAGGAAUCAUCCUCCUGGAGACCAUCCUGUUCGGAUCCCUCCUCCUCUACUUCCCCGUGUUCAUCCUGUACUUCAAGCCGAGCAUCUUCCGCUGCAUCGUCCUGCGCUGGGUGCGGAUGCUCGGCUUCGCCACCGUCUACGGCACCAUCACCCUCAAGCUGUACAGGGUGCUGAAGGUGUUCCUGUCCCGCUCGGCCCAGCGGGCUCCCUACGUGUCGAGCGGGCGGGUGCUGAAGAUGCUGGCGCCCAUCCUGCUCCUGGUGCUGUGGUUCCUGGCGGCCUGGACCAUCGGGAUGCUGGAGAACAUCAACAAGAACAUCCCGCUGGUGAUCCGCACCCAGACCACCCACGGGCUCCACUUCUACAUCUGCGGCCACGACUGCUGGGACUACAUGAUGGUCAUCGCCGAGAUGCUGUUCCUGCUGUGGGGCAGCUUCCUGUGCUACGCCACCCGUGCCGUGCCCUCCGCCUUCCACGAGCCCCGCUACAUGGGCAUCGCCCUCCACAACGAGCUCAUGAUCUCUGCCGCCUUCCAUGUGGUCAGGUUCCUCAUCGUCCCUUCCCUGCAUCCUGACUGGACUCUGCUCCUCUUCUUCGCCCACACCCAUGGCACCAUCACCAUGACCCUGGCCCUGCUCUUCAUCCCCAAGUUCCUGCACACGGGCUCUCCGCUGCGGGAGGAGAUCACGGCCGAGGUGUACGAGGACGAGCUGGACAUGCGGCGCUCGGGCUCCUGCAUGAACAGCAGCAUCGCGUCCGCCUGGAGCGAGCACAGUCUCGACCCCGAUGACAUUCGGGAGGAGCUGAAGAAGCUCUACCGGCAGCUGGAGGCGCACAAGGCGUGGGGGAUGGCGGCCAACAACCCCCACCUGCCCAGGAAGCGCAGCUCCCGCCGCAGCCUCGCCCGCUCCAUCCUGCGCCGCGGGGCCGACCUGGCCGAGGCCUCGUCCCGCCGGAGCAGCGCCGGGGACCGGGGCAGCACCCCGGGCCGCCACGGCUCCUCCGCCAGGACGAGGGCGCGGGACGAGGGGUCCCGGCGCCGCCCCUCCGCCCUGCGCCAGUCCCGCAGCUCCGAGGGGCCCCCCCGAGGGUCGCCCACCCCCAGCAUCGUCCCCCCCGAGGAGCCCUCGCCGGCGAUGGAGGUGACCCUGGAGCAAUCUGACAGCGACUCGCUGGACGCCGCCCCGCUGGUGUGCAAGUCGGCCAGCGCCCAGAACCUGUCAGGGCACUGGCAGAGGCUCCCGGCCCGGGCGCCCCCCCUGCAGAAGUCGCACAGCGUCGUCACCGGGGCGCGGGAGGAGGCCCUGCUGGCCGCCAGCCGGGCCGCCCGGGAGGGCUGGCACAGCAGCAGGCACCGCUCAGCCCCGGCCUCGCGGCACCCCCCGGGCCAUGCGCCCCCCGGGGACGCCGGGAGGGCCAAAGUCCCCGCCAAGAGCUGCUCCCAGGGGGACGUGUCCCCCCCGGGCGAUGCCAAGGUGCAGAAACACGUCACCUACGCGCCCGUCAAGAGCGUCAGCAUCGACAGCGCCCGCCCGCCCAGGAAGGUGCGGGUGGCCGUGAGGAAAACGCCCCCCGCGCCCCCCGUCCGCUACGAGAGCCUGGGGAGGCUCUCGGUGCCAGCUGGGGACCCCCUGGAGCCGGCGGAACCACCACGGGACCCCCCGGCACCGGCAGGAGAGCCGGGACACGCGUCCCCCCCUGCGGGUCUGCUGACCCCACCCCCCAUCUCGGCACAGGUCUGUCCCUGGGAGAUGAUCCAGGACGAGAUCCUGAGCAGGAAACAAAAAUCCGCCAAGGCAGCAGACUCGGGGACCCCCGGUGACACCGAGACCACCGACCCCGAGCCCAGGCCGCGCCCCGCGAGGACCUUCCGGACUCUGGGCCUUGCCAUCAAAGCCCUGAACCGCUCCAGGGGCAAGGGCAGCCUCAGGGGGAAGAGGGAGAGCGAGGGGAGCUUCAGGAAGAGGGGGAGCAGCAGGAGGGAGAAGCCCAGCAUGGCAGGGGCCUUGGCUGUGUCCCUCGGGGGGCUCGGCCCAGACCCCGCUGCCCAAAGCCCCGAGGGGGGCAGGCAGAGGCCCCAGCCCCUCACCCGUGGGUACACAGUCCCCUACCAGCACAACAACAACGCUGCCACCCCCGGGGAAGCCACGGGCUGGGGGGACAGCGGGGCAGGAGGACACUGGGACAGUCUGGCACCAGGGACAGCCGGUGGGGACGAAGUGGCAGAGCAGCCCAGUGGGAAAAUAGAGGUGGAGCCCCAGGAAGGGGAUGGGGCUCCUGGGGUGGAUUCAGGAAAGGAUGUUCCAGCAGUGGAUCCGGGGAAGGACAUUCCUGCAGCGGAUCCAGGGAAGGAUGCUCCUGCAGUCACACUGGAGGAAGGAACAGCCAAAGGGCUCCAGGGGACCAGCGGGCCCAUCCAGCCCCAGGACCACACGGAGAAGGAGCAGCCACCUGCAAAGCCCACCCCAAGCAGCCACCAACCCUCCACCACCUGCGUGCAGAGAGAGGCCAGGGAGAAGCCGAGGGCUGAGGUUUUUCCCCCGGGAUCCAUUGGAAUCCCAGCAGGAAGGGCAGCCCUGCUGCGCCAAGAGGCCGUUGCUUCCCGGGAGGACUGGGCUGGUGAGGAGCAGCCUGGGAUGGGGCUCCCAGUUGUGCCCAAACCCUCAUCCCAGCAAGCUGGAUCUGUGGACAGCAAGAAGGCCACCAUCUGUCCGUGGGAAGUGGAGGAUGAGCCACGUCCUAAAACAGAAAUCUGCCCCUGGGAAGAGGCUGCAGCUCCAGCAGGGAAGGAGGCAUUGAGGCAGGACACCUCCAAAAGGGAAGGCAAACCAGGAUCCAGAGGAGUGGAAGACAGCAAAGCAAAGCUGGCAGAGAGGGGUGGGCGGCAGGCACAGUGCAGGGACACCGGGAUCUUCGCAGAGCUCCUCAGGAAAAGCCUGGAAAAAGCUGAGUCCAAGAAAUCCCGGAGUAUGGAGAGCAUAAAGGAGGAGAUCUGUCCCUGGGAGAGCCUGGACACGGAGCAGAUUCCGACCAAACCCCGUGCAGGGAGCACAGAGGCUGCAAAGAAAUCCCAGAGCAAGGAAAGCCUGAAGGCAGAGAUCUGUCCUUGGGAGGAUCAGGAGCCCAAAUCCAGUGACAAAGCAGAAAUCUGUCCCUGGGAAGGGGCUGAGCCUCAGAAGGAGAGGGGAGCAGCUCCAGGGAAGGACAGAGUCCCACCAAAAGAAGCCUCCAAAGCAGUGGAGAAGGGAAGCAAAGACCGUGAGUCCAUCUGUCCCUGGGAGAGCAUGGACAUGGAACAACCUCCCAUCAAACCCCACCCAGGGAGCACAGAGCCUUCAAAGAAAUCCCAGAGCACGGAGAGCCUGAAGGCAGAGAUCUGUCCUUGGGAGGACCAGGAGUCCAAAUCCAGUGACAGAGCUGAAAUCUGUCCCUGGGAAGGGGCUGAGCCUCAGAAGGAGAAGGACAGAGUCCCACCAAAAGAAGUGGCCACCUCCAAAGCAGUGGAGAAGGGAAGCAGAGACCGUGAGUCCAUCUGUCCCUGGGAGAGCACGGACAUGGAACAACCUCCUGCCAAACCCCACCCAGGGAGCACAGCACUGCCCAAAUCACCUUCAAAGAAAUCCCAGAGCAUAGAGAGCCUGAAGGCAGAGAUCUGUCCUUGGGAGGAUCAGGAGUCCAAAUCCAGUGACAGAGCAGAAAUCUGUCCCUGGGAAGGGGCUGAACCUCCCUGCCAGCAGCCAAAGGCAAAGCAGGUUUCCCAGGAGGGCUCCAGGGGGGACAAGCGCAUCACGCGCCAGGCAGCGCUGGCCAGCCCGGACAGACUCCCAGGGAAGGGCAGCAGUGACAGGGAGGCUGUGUGUCCCUGGGAGAGCCUGGGCACACAGGAACCCUCGGGAACAUCCCAUGCUGUGGGCAAAGAGCUGCCCAAGUCACCUUCAGGGAAAUCCCAGAGCAUGGAGAGCCUGAAGGCAGAGAUCUGUCCUUGGGAGGCCCAGGAAGUCAAAUCCAGUGACAGAGGAGAAAUCUGUCCCUGGGAAGGGGCUGAGCCUCAGAAGGAGAAGGACAGAGUCCCACCAAAAGAAGUGGCCACCUCCAAAGCAUUGGAGAAGGGAAGCAGAGACCGUGAGUCCAUCUGUCCCUGGGAGAGCAUGAACAUGGAACAACCUCCUGCCAAACCCCACCCAGGGAGCACAGAGCCUUCAAAGAAAUCCCAGAGCACAGAGAGCCUGAAGGCAGAGAUCUGUCCUUGGGAGGAUCAGGAGUCCAAAUCCAGUGACAGAGCAGAAAUCUGUCCCUGGGAGAGCACGGACACAGAGCAGAUUCCAUCCAAACCUCUUGCAUGGAGUGCAGAGGCUGCAAAGAAAUCUCAGAGCAAGGAAAGCCUGAAGGCAGAGAUCUGUCCUUGGGAGGAUCAGGAGCCCAAAUCCAGUGACAGAGGAGAAAUCUGUCCCUGGGAAGGGGCUGAGCCUCAGAAGGAGAGGGGAGCAGCUCCAGGGAAGGACAGAGUCCCACCAAAAGAAGCCUCCAAACCUAUGGAGAAGGGAAGCAGAGACCGUGAGUCCAUCUGUCCCUGGGAGAGCGUGGACACGGAGCAACCUCCCAUCAAACCCCACCCGGGGAGCACAGCACUGCCCAAAUCACCUUCAAAGAAAUCCCAGAGCACAGAGAGCCUGAAGGCAGAGAUCUGUCCUUGGGAGGAUCAGGAGCCCAAAUCCAGUGACAGAGCAGAAAUCUGUCCCUGGGAGAGCACCGACACAGAGGAUCCCUCCCUGAAAACUGUGAUGGAGAAGGAACCAUCCAAGAAAUCUGACAGCACAGAGAGCAGGAAAUCUGAAAUCUGCCCCUGGGAAGCAGCAGAGCCCACGGGGUCAGAGAAGGAAAGCUCCAAAGCAGGUGUGCACUCACAGGGAGCUGACAGAACCUCCCAGCCCGGGAUGGGAAAGCCAAAGCCGGUGGCAGGAGCCAGUGUUGGGUCUCCAACAGCCCCGCUGCAAAAAUCCAAGGGCAGCUCUGAUGGGGAGGCCAAGCACAAGCCCCUGUGCCGCCUCCUGCCCGGCAUCCAGCCCCCAGGGGUGGGCAGCAGCUCCAGCCCUGGCACUGGCCUGGCUGAGGUUUGUCCCUGGGAAGCAGAAGAGGCUCCCUCAGCCCCUGCCAAGCCCAGCACAGACACGAGGAAAACCUCCCAGGUGUGUCCCUGGGAGGAGGAGAGUGUGGAUCCCACCCCGACCCAGCACAGCCAGGGCAGAGCCAGGGGGAGCCCCCGGGACGGAGAGGGGGGUGAGAGGGACACCCAGCCUGACGUGUGCCCUUCCAGUGUGGCUUUUUAAGCCAGCGUUGCUGCCGAGGAGAGGAGCGUCGAACAGCAGCCCUGGGAUCCGCGCUGGGAUCCAGGGAGAGCCAGCCCUCGGAGGCUUCCUCUGGCACCGGUGGCUGCUUUGCAGGUUUUAGUGUUGUGGAGGUGUUUUUAAUAUUGUUUGCCGCGCAGGGGGGGUUGCUCAGGGAAUUCCUGGAGCAGUGGAUACACCUGGCAGUGGGAAAUCCUGCACCCCCACCACCACUGAGGGCAUGUCUGGAGGAACAACAGGGAGCUGACAGGUUCCAGGUUGUAAAAAAAAAAAAACAAAACACAACCCCCUUGUUCCCAUCCUGGUGUUCGGGCAGGAAGGAGGAUGAAAAAAUCCCAGAGGGCGAGCUUUUAACACAGAUUUAACUAUGUAUCUUUAUUUUGGAUAACUUUUAACACUAAACCAGGGAAUCACCAGGCCACUCCCAGCUGCCCGGAAGGGAGGGCAGGAAGGUGGAUGGGGGUGAGUGCUCACCUGCCUGUCUCAGGCUGGAAGUCUCCCUGGGGAGGUUUGCUGUGGCUGCGAAGCGCAGGGAAGGCACAUUCCAGAAAACCAGAGGGCAACUGUUCUGCACCUUAAUGGGGAGAAGAACAACCAGCUCACCCACAGUGCUGCAUGGGCAGGAUGCUUUCUGUGCUGGGAACAAAAAAAAUAGUGACUGUGAGCGUGUUCUUAUUGAGCUGGGCUUGAGUCUAGGAAACAAAAACACAUCUUUGUGCUUUGGGGGUCAAAAUGCUCCAGUGAGGGACCUGUUGGGCCUCUGUGCCUGCACCUUGUGCUGAGGUGGAGGGGAGCUCACCAGGGAUGUCCUGUUUUCAGCAGACCUUGGCAUCACUGUGUGUUCACUGAGGCAAAGGGGAUUCUGUGCCAAGCCACAGACUUUGAAUUUUCCAGAUUUUGGGUAGGGAAAUGCGUGUGCUGCUUCCUCUCGAAGAUCCAGCUGUUGUUUUCCUGUAGCCAAUCAAUAAUGACCAGCCCCUCAGCUCCAUUCCACUUUGAUAAUGGCUGGACAAGCAAUAAUCCCCAUCAAGGACUUUAACUAGAGAUGCUUUCUGACCCAUGGGGCACAAUGCUCCACUGAAAGUUGUGUCCUCGGAAGAGGCUGUUUUUUAAAGAUCAAGCCUAUUGUUAAACUCACAUUGUCUGCAAUUUGGACAGCUCUUAAUGCAUCUUGAACUCUGAAUCCAGAGAGAUUUGGAUUUAUAGAUUGAAUAAAGGUCUCUAGACAUU
Molecule: messenger RNA, 7916 nt
Organism: Empidonax traillii (willow flycatcher)
Lineage: Eukaryota; Metazoa; Chordata; Aves; Passeriformes; Tyrannidae
Gene: GPR179
Product: G protein-coupled receptor 179
Exons: 16
Coding region: 87-6668 (2193 amino acids)
Biological process (GO): G protein-coupled receptor signaling pathway
Cellular component (GO): membrane
Molecular function (GO): G protein-coupled receptor activity
Source: RefSeq, a predicted model, not a curated record